Molecule: messenger RNA, 2997 nt
Organism: Naegleria fowleri
Lineage: Eukaryota; Heterolobosea; Eutetramitea; Acrasida; Naegleriidae
Exons: 3
Coding region: 1-2997 (998 amino acids)
Biological process (GO): proteolysis
Molecular function (GO): calcium-dependent cysteine-type endopeptidase activity
Source: RefSeq, a predicted model, not a curated record
AUGGAGAUUUUCGUGUCGGAGAGUGAUUUGCUGUUGGUACUCAAUGCGUCCAAGUGUGAGGAUGAAGAAAAUCUGAAACAAGCAUGUGAUCUCUACAUUGCAUUUGCUUCUAAGUUUAUGAACCUGAGGAGUCAAGUACAAAAUAAUCCAUCUCUCAGCACUCAACAUCAAAAAGAGAUUCAUUUCCAAAUUACUCAACUCUUAACUUUUGCCAUCAACAAGGCGGAACUUUUGGAAAAACGAUUGAAAUCAAAUCCAAACAAUACAGUGAAUUCUUCCAACAACAAUAAUUCUGCUCUCUCUAAACCCAUUGCCUUGCAUUAUCUGUUUUAUUUGUGCGAUAAAAUUGCAGAGGUUGGUGUUCAACAAGGAAACACUGAGGAUGCUAUAAAGUAUUAUACACUAGCUGCUGAAUAUGGAUUGGAAUUAAUCAGAAAUUACAAAAUUCCGUUUCAAUCAGAAGUUAAAACAGCCCUCUCAAAAGCUGAAUCACUGAAGAAGAGCAACAAAUCAGAAUUAAUUUCUCCCAAACGAAAUAAUUCUUCUGAUAUUUUCAAUCAAGCCAAACCCACUUGCCACCUUUCCGUUUUAACUGCACAAACCUAUUCUUCAAUACCUUCUUCAAGUUCGUGGACUCCAUCUCCUAGAAUUUCACCCAAUAGUACAACCUCAACACCAACAACUUCAACAACAAAUUCAACUAUUACCACUAAUUAUUCAUCACUUUCUGUAAAUUCAACAAAUAUAUCAGAGCGUUCCAUCGUAAGCACCACCGUUAAUGGAUCAACACCAAAACCAACACCUAUAAAACCUCUCACUGAUGAAGAAAUUGAGGUUCUCAAGUACACGAGUGUUAUGGCCUCGGGAUUACUUUUAUAUCCUUGGAAUGAUGAAUUAGAUUUGAAUGAAAAUUUCAACUUGCCCAUUCCUUUUGUAGAUACUCAACUUAAUUUUCAUGAUGGUUCGAACAAACAUGUUUUACCUCUUUCAAAAGAACAGAGAAGCAAAUUAUAUGGAUGGUUGAGGCCUCAUGAAAUUCUUUCCUUACGAUCUUGUAAGAAUUCUCCUCAAUUAAUUUACAAGGACCAAGUGAAUGAAGAUAAUAUUGUCCAGUCUCAUGUCGUUACGGAUUGUUCCUUUGUUGCAAGUCUAUGCGUUGCCGCUCUGUAUGAAAGAAAGUACAAUAAGAAAUUAAUUACAAAUAGUAUCUUUCCACAAAAUCCAAGAACGAACAAACCCUAUUACAAUCCUUCUGGAAAGUAUUCCAUCAAAAUAUUUUUCAAUGGAGUCGCUCGAAAAGUGAUUAUUGAUGAUCGAUUACCAGUGGAUUCACAAGGAAAUUUAUUAUGUUCUCUAUCAUUAAAUUCUGAAGAAUUUUGGGUGAGUUUAAUGGAAAAGGCAUACAUGAAAGUGAAUGGUGGAUAUCAAUUUCCAGGAUCUAAUUCAGGAAUUGAUCUCUAUGCAUUGACUGGAUGGAUACCUGAAGAGGUUAAAAUUUCUAACGGAAAUAAUUUUGACAAGGAUUUACUUUGGAAAAGAAUGUACGAUGGUUUUCAACUUGGAAAAUGUCUAAUUACCAUCUCUACUGGUCAUCUUGAAAAACAAACAGAGGAACAGCUUGGUCUUUAUGCCAAUCAUGCCUAUGCUGUUCUGGAUGUGAGAGAGGUAAAAGUAACAUCUUCCAAUAAUGGAACAAGUCCAACCUUUAACAUGUCUCAAAAUGUGUUUAAUGGAAUGUCCCCUACAACUCCAAACAGUGGUGGUGUCAAGAAACUUAUCAAGGUGAAGAAUCCUUGGACUCGUAAAAGAUGGAAAGGUCCUUACUCUCCCAAUGAUUAUGCAUCUUGGACGACACAACUUAAAAAGGAGCUCGAUUAUGACAAUACUGUUGCUGGUCAGCAUGACAAUGGCGUAUUUUGGAUGAAUUAUGAGAGUUUAUUGAAGUAUUUUCAAACCUUACACUUUUCAUGGAGCCCUGAUUUAUUCCCUUAUACUGAAAUUCGACAUAGUUGCUGGGAUCAUCGAGUAGGUCCAAUCAGUCUCGAUGGAACAGAUCAUCACACAAUGAAUGGUAAUCCUCAAUUUCGUCUUAAACUUCAAGGAAAAGGAAGUGUAUGGAUCAUGUUAACAAAACACUUUACGUCACUGGAUGAACGGGAUCGAGAUUAUCUGACUUUUCAUGUUCAUCGAGGAAGUAGUGCAUCCGGUGAAACUGUAUACAAGCAAGGAAUUGACAGAGUUUUCUAUAAUGAAAAUACACUCAUUCACAAAGGACGAUAUAGUAAUGAUCCACAUUACAGAAUUUGUUUGAAUUCUGAAGAUGCUGUGAAAAAGGUCACAAAUGACAAAAAGAGAAGACCAUCAUCAAGUCUUUCAAAUUCGGAAUCACUUGUUAACAAGGAUCAAGAAGCUAUUUUCCGAAUUGUGUUGUCUCAACAUGAGAAAAUUCAAACCAUUAGAUAUUCACUUUUCUGUUAUUCCACAGUUCCAUGUACAUUAGAACCCAUUCCAAGCACCUACAGAUACUACAAGGCAUACAGAGAUCAAUGGACACCCACAACUUGUGGUGGAAGUUGUAAUCAAAUUUCUACCUAUCGUCUCAAUCCUCAGUAUGUCAUCUCAGCACCCUCUUCGUCCUCACUUAACUUGUCUCCUACUUCACGAACAAGCCCAGUGAAUAUUACAGGAGCUGACAAGACCAAUCUCAGAUUUAGCUGCUCCACAGCUCAUCCUUUAGAUAUUAAUAUUAUGGUAUUUGCAAAUCAAGGCCAACCAAUUCAUUUACCUGCAAAAGAGAUUAUGGUUGCCAGUAGCGGCAAUUACAGAAGAUGUUUUGCAAUGUGUAAAUUAAGUAGCCAAGAAUUGACACACAUACAAAAGACAGAUGCCUUAUUCCCUCUCACAGUUGUGUUGUCUAACUUCUCUGGGUCUUUGGGAGAUUUUGAAUUUAGAGUCGAAUCCACAAAUCUACCACUUGAAGUUAGAAAAGUUGUGUAA